Messenger RNA from Syngnathoides biaculeatus (alligator pipefish), 2580 nucleotides. RefSeq names its product protocadherin alpha-3-like. Gene Ontology annotation, biological process: homophilic cell-cell adhesion. Lineage: Eukaryota; Metazoa; Chordata; Actinopteri; Syngnathiformes; Syngnathidae. The record is from RefSeq and is a predicted model, not a curated record. Gene Ontology annotation, cellular component: plasma membrane. The transcript has a single exon. Gene Ontology annotation, molecular function: calcium ion binding.
ACGAAUACAACUGCACACUCAGAGAUACAAAAAAGAAAUACUUGGAUUGUAAUAAUUUGGACCAGGACCGAAUCUUGUAUUUUUCCCACUGUUUGCUUUUGGUUUUCGGAUUGGAUUCGUACCUUUGACUGGAUGGCUCGGACGAUGUAUUUCCCGAGGGAAACGUCGCGUUACUGGAUGUAUUUGAUUGCGCUGCUCCUGGAAUGUUUGCAUAAAGUGGCCAGUGGACAGCUUUCCUAUUCCGUGUCAGAGGAGGUAAACCCAGGGACGUCUGUGGGAAAUAUGGCCCGGGAUCUCAACCUCGACGUGAACACUUUAGAAUCUCGCUUGUUUCAGGUCGUCAGCAAUUCUAAGACGAAAUAUUUCGACGCCAAUCUAAAGACUGGUCUUCUUUUUGUCCGUGAAAGAAUAGACAGAGAGGAGCUGUGCGCGAAGGCUCCGAAAUGUACGAUAAGCGUGGAGGCUGUGAUCAAUCACCCUUUAAAUCUUUAUCGCUUGGAGGUAAACAUAAUAGAUAUCAACGACAAUGCGCCCGUAUUUGCUGAGGAUUUGCAAUCUCUUGACAUCGCAGAAAGCACACUACCGGGUGUGAAAUUCGGAUUAAUCGAGGCAACGGAUCCGGAUGUGGGAAAGAACGGCAUUCAGACGUACAAGCUGAGUGCCAACGAAUAUUUCUCCUUAGAGGUCCACAAAGGGGGCGAGAGUGUGUCUGCGGAGUUGCUGCUGCACAAAGCGUUAGACCGCGAGCGCGACUCUGUGAUAAAGCUCACGCUGACGGCGCUAGACGGAGGAACCCAACCCAGGUCAGGAACAUCACAAAUUAUUGUCCAUGUUUUGGAUAGUAACGACAAUCCUCCUGUUUUUAGCACGUCAUUAUACAAAAUUAAAAUACAAGAAAACGCCCCGGCAGGCUCCGCUGUGAUCACGCUGAAUGCAACAGACGAGGACGAGGGCUUGAACAGUGAGAUAGAAUACUCUUUGAGGAAAAAAGGACAGGAUCAGGUUUUGCAUUUGUUUGAAAUGGAUCCUAAAACAGGUCACAUUCGACUUAAAAGUCAGAUUGACUACGAAGCAAAUUCAGCCUUUGAGAUUCAUGCACAGGCCACAGACAAAGGCCAACCACCACUUUCAACACAUUGUAAAGUCUUAGUGGAAGUGGAGGACAGCAAUGACAACGCUCCUGAGAUUAGUGUGACGUCACUGCUGCACACAAUCAAGGAGGACGCUGAGGUCGGAACUGCUGUUGCUCUCGUUUCCGUGAUGGACCAGGAUGGAGGGAGCAACGGUGUCGUUCAAGUUGCCAUUGCAAAUAAGACUCCUUUUAAAUUGGACACAAAUUAUAAAAACUAUUAUUCGUUAAUAGUAAACGGGGCGCUGGACAGAGAGACUCAAAGCCACUAUAACAUCACGAUUGUCGCUAUUGACCAAGGCGCUCCACCUCUGUCCAGCACAAGGGGAGUUUAUGUCCAGAUCGCCGAUGUCAACGACAACGCGCCCCGCUUCCCAGAGCCCCUCGUCAACAUUUACGUCCAGGAAAAUAGUCCACCGGGGGCACUCGUACACAAAGUGGCUGCGCUCGAUGACGACAUUGAGCAAAACGGACGCGUGACUUACUCGCUUUUGCAAAGUAGCGGCCAGUCGCCGCCGCUCACCACCUUGAUCAACAUCAACUCGGAGAGCGGCGACAUCGUCAGCUUGCAGUCGUUCGACUACGAGACGCUGCAGACGCUGGAGUUCCAAGUUCAGGCCACGGACGGCGGCGUCCCUCCGCUCAGCGGCAACGUGAGCGUCAACCUUUUCAUCCUGGACCAGAACGACAACAGUCCCCGCAUUCUGCCGCCCUAUUCCGAGCACGGCUCGGCCAACGGCGAGAGCGUCCCCUACUCCGCCGAAGCGGGAUACUUUGUGGCGAAGAUCAGGGCCGUGGACGCCGACUCGGGUUACAACGCGCUGCUCUCCUACCAGCUGUCGGAGCCCAAAGGCGGCAACGGGCCGCUCUUCCGCAUCGGAAGCGGCAGCGGGGAGAUUCGGACCAGGAGGAGAAUGAGCGAGGAUGACCUGAAAAGUCACCCCUUGGUGGUGUCGGUGUGCGAUCACGGAGAAGCCUCCCUGUCGGCGACGGUGUCCAUUGAUGUGCUGGUGCUUGAAAGCACAGCUGACAUCCGCACUCAGUUCAGACAUGUGCCCAGAAAGGAGGAGAGCUUCUCCCGUUUGCACUUGUAUCUGCUCAUCGCCAUCGCGGCCGUGUCGCUGGUCUUUCUGCUCAGCCUGCUGGCUUUCGUAGCCUUCAAAUGCCGCAGACGGACGGACGGCGGCGCCCCCGUGAUUGCCGCCCACCCCGACGGGAGCUGGUCUUACUCCAAAGCGAUGCAGCAGUACGACGUGUGUUUGGGCUCCGACACGCUCAAGAGCGACCUGGUGCUUUUCCCCGCGGCCUUUCCGCCCGCCGAGGCCGAACUGAUCAGCAUUCACGGAGGCGACACCUUUACCAGGACUCAGACCUUGCCAAACAGCGAGAAGGUACGAGCAUUUUCUUAAACGCUCUUUGUCGAUUCACACAGUCACGAAAAACAACGUUGA